Prosopis cineraria is the source of this 1465-nucleotide messenger RNA. RefSeq names its product caffeic acid 3-O-methyltransferase-like. The record is from RefSeq and is a predicted model, not a curated record. The transcript has 4 exons. The coding region runs from base 77 to 1210 and encodes 377 amino acids. Gene Ontology annotation, biological process: methylation. NCBI's taxonomy places the organism in Eukaryota, Viridiplantae, Streptophyta, Magnoliopsida, Fabales, Fabaceae. Gene Ontology annotation, molecular function: protein dimerization activity; O-methyltransferase activity; S-adenosylmethionine-dependent methyltransferase activity.
UCGUCAACCACCCAAACAUACUCUGUAUGAUCACUGUUUCUCUUCUCUUUCCCUUACUUUGAAAGCAAAAUCCCAAAUGGCUCCUCCCUUGAAGUCCGAUUCCAUCCUUACCAAUGGCGAGUCCAACCAUCUCAGGCAACCACACGCAGGGCACGUGCGAGAGGAUGAAGAAAGCUUUGUCUCCGCCAUGCAACUCGUGACUUCCUCUGUUCUCUCCAUGUCCCUGCAAGCCGCCAUUGAGCUCGGCGUCUUUGACGCCAUCGCCGGAGCCGGUGAGGACGCAAAGCUCUCCGCAAAGGACAUCGCCGCUGUGGUAUCUUGCACGAACCCAGAAGCCCCAUCGAUGCUUGAUCGUCUCCUCAGUCUCCUGGCCAGCCACUCCGUGCUUCAUUGCUCCAUCGCCGACAAUCAACGAGGAACAAAACAGAGGAUUUACAGUCUUUCCCCUGUUUCUAAAUACUUCGUGUCAGAUGCUAAUGGUGUCUCUCUAAGACAUCUUAUGUCCUUGGUCCAAGACAAAGUCUUCCUUGAAAGCUGGAGGGAGCUGAAGGGAGCGAUUAAGGAAGGAGGGAUAGCAUUCAACAGGGUGCAUAGGAUGCAUGCGUUUGAGUAUCCGAGUAAGGAUGCUAGGUUCAACGAUGCUUUCAACAAGGGAAUGCAUGAUUCGACCAUCCUGAUAAUGAGCAACAUGCUUAAAUGCUACGAUGGAUUUGAAGGACUCGACACGGUCGUAGAUGUUGGAGGUGGUCUUGGGAUCAACCUUAGUUUGAUCACUUCCAAGUACCCUCAUAUUCAGGGCAUCAAUUUUGAUCUGCCUCAUGUCAUCCAGAACGCCCCCACCUGCCCUCGUGUGGAACAUGUAGGAGGAGAUAUGUUUGAGAGUGUUCCUCAAGGACAUGCCAUUUUUAUGAAGUGGAUACUGCAUGAUUGGAGCGAUGAACAUUGCGCGAAGCUGUUGAAGACUUGCUACAAGGCCAUUCCAGAAGAUGGGAAAGUGAUUAUUGUGGACGCGAUUCUACCAGAUGAACCAAACACUAGCGUUGCUGUCAAAACUGCUCUUCAAGGCGACGUCCUCAUGAUGACCCAAAAUCCUGGAGGCAAAGAACGAACCCAACACGAGUUCCUCCACUUGGCUGCCAAAUCCGGGUUUGCUAGGAUCCAAUUUGUCUGUCGGGUUUGCGGCUUUUGGGUCAUGGAGCUCCGCAAGUAAAUAACAUGUUGCUCGAGAAAAUAAUGUAUCCAUUCAACGUACUGUCACUUCUCUUAUAACUUACAUGCACGGCUUCUUCUUCUUCUUCUUCUUCUUUUUUGGGUGCUAUUGCGUUAGUGGAAAAUGAAGCCAAAAUGUUGAAAGGCGUUAGGUUAAUGGUUUACCUUUGGAAUUUUCUUCCGACCGAGCAGUGUGUUUCAUGAAUUACUACUUGUUGCUCCAAGAAGUCAAUAAAUUAAUUAUACGUGUCUUCAA